CUGCUGGUUUUUAUUAGUUUUACCCGAACUCCUCGACAAGAAGGGAGUUAUGCGCGCAGGGUGCGCCAAUAUUCUUCCAACCACCUCACUUGCGGGCAGCGUGUAAUUCAGAAAGUUCAAAUUACAGGGGAAGUGCCGAAGAAUAGUGUCCAGUUUCAGUUCACACGGUUAUACCACAGCUUAGCCAUGCACCGAGUACAAAAGCGGUUCUUUGAUUAAAAAAAUCAAUGGAUGCUUCUGUCUUGCACCGUCUAUAACACUUUAAACAGACAAGCUUGAACUUACAUAGUACAUACGUGUGCGUUUAUAAUCGUGUCUGAGAUCUGAUUCCUUAACUUGCGCUGUUUUUGAAUGCAAUGCAUACCUACUUACAAUCGACAUUACGUCCCUGCUUUAAACUGGUACGCCUCCUACACAAAUAACCUUAACAGAAUUGGGAAAAAAAUAAUCUUUCACUGCAGACUUCGUACACAUCGACUCUGUUCUUAUCUAUAAGUACAAUGCAACUCGCACAACACAGGAGUUUCUCUAUGUAAAACUAAAAAAAUAAAUAGGGUUCAAUACUUCAGAUUUCUGGAACUGAGCAAGUCAUGCCGAUCAAAAAUCAUAUCGUCAAUACUAGUUUAAGAGAAGAACAAAGGCCAAUCGAAUAUGGGUAUUUAUAACUUUAUAUUUGAUGAAUAUAAAAUUGUUAAAGCAACACUGAAACUUUAAUGUAGAUGAAGCAAUAUCUCUUAAAAGUGCCCAAAUGUUUUUUUCAACCAACUUUAAAAAGUUUCUUUAAGCUCUUCUAACAGCCGAUCCCUUUUAAGUGAGCUCGAUACUGAGCUUUCCCACGCUUUCCCCGACCCGCGCGUUUGACGUACAGAGCAGACGUCAUCACCUUGCACCAAUGGGAAAAGAGUCAACUUCAAACCGGGAGCGAUGUACUGUCAAUCAAAGCUUGUUGCGGGUUGUGGGACAGAGUGAGCUCAGCUAGACAUUGCAACAUUGAUAUAGCUUAUACCGUGGGAAAGAGCGUCAGACUGGCUUCAGGCUGCCAACAGGGCGCAUGAUCUGGGUGGCUUGAGCUAAACGGCAAGCUUCUAAAAAACAGAUCACGAAAUAAUUUUCUCCAGCCACAAUGAAACGUCCCUGUGAAGAAAGUUCUUCAGAUAGUGAUAUUGAUGAAACCAUAGACGUAGGGAGCGAAAAUAUCUACGCAGGACAAGACAAUAAUGUACUCAUGAGAGCUGGGUCUCCGUCAACAACUUCCCAAAUCAUGGCUAGAAAGAAAAGAAGAGGGAUCAUUGAGAAAAGACGCCGGGAUCGCAUUAACAACAGUUUGUCAGAGCUUCGUCGUCUGGUCCCCACUGCUUUUGAGAAACAGGGAUCAGCAAAGCUAGAGAAAGCGGAAAUACUUCAGAUGACGGUGGACCAUUUAAAGAUGCUUCGGGCGACCGGAGGUAAAGGGUUUUUUGACGCUCACGCUCUCGCCAUGGACUUUAUGAGCAUCGGUUUCCGGGAGUGCUUAGCCGAGGUGGCUCGUUAUUUGAGCUCGGUGGAAGGUCUGGACACCUCGGACCCGCUGCGUCUCCGUCUGGUCUCUCACCUCAACACGUACGCCUCGCAGCGAGAAGCGGCAGUGAUGAGCUCGUCGGUGGCUGCUCACCACCACCACCACCACCAGCAGCAGCAUCAGCGGCACCAGCAACGGCUCCAGCAGCACCAACAGCACCAGCACUGGGCCGCCGCCUUCCAUCAGCUGCCCUCCGCUUUGUUGCAGCACCACGGCCUUGCCAGUGACCGGCUGCUGGCCACCGCCUCUUCUGAACUGCACCCAGGGCCGUGGCUUGUAACCCACUGCAAGAGGCACCAGUACUGUUACGAGCAAAUCGACAGCAAUUUUACACGCGAGCUUUCUGCUUUCAAGUAUCCUAAUGUGGACUAUUUUGUGUACGCAAAUUAUAACCAUUCCGCUGUGUCUCCCAAAGGAGCCUUGUUCUAACUGACACGACAACUUGCCACCGGAGAGAAAAGAAAUCCUUAUGCCAUUAUCCACCUGAGAAUAACGGAAUGAAUCAAACCUGGCUGAUUUUGGAUGCUAGUUCCUUCCGAUCGCGAUAUACAGGGUAUCUUUAUGGAGCAGAUUUCUUGGCUUCCCCAUUUGAAGCGUCCUCCUACAAGAGCGACCGGUCUCAUGUAGAAUGACAGCAGUGGAACAAUGGAUUAAUUCAUUUCAGUUGAAUCGAAAGGCUUUGGCCGUCUUUCGGUUUUAUUUUCGCCGCUGGGAUGCCCGAUAGUUUCCCAGUGAGAUUGGAUGCUUUCGGUGGCCGCCGGAAAACGCUGUGAGACAGCGCCUACCACAGACGAGCAGGAUCUGAGGAACUGUGCGGAGUUCUCACCGCUGCACCUGCAGCAUCAAAAGCAAUAAUGCCAAGACAGCACUCUCACACCGCUGUGCCUCUUUCUGAAAUUGCCGAAUAUAGUGGCAGCAGCAGUAGUAAUUAACCUGUCCCUUAUUUAUGGGAAGUACAUUUAUGCGCGAAUAUCAGGUUACGGCUGUGUCGUCGGAACUGCAGUUUCGCAUUGGAUUGGAAGUGGCUUGGUGUUACAAAGUCUGAGCUGAUCUGGACACAUUGAAGUUCAAAGGAUUGACUUAUCAUUCUAUGGGUCAAAUUGAGGUUAAAAACCAAGGGGCAAAACAACAUUUACAGUAGUUCAUGUUAACUUCUUUAAUCAUUCAUCCAUCGCCCAAGUUUCACUUAUCCAAGUCUAAAAUCGAUUGCUCAAAUUCUUAAGUUAUAGCCUUUAUUAAUUAAAUAUUAACUAAACUAAAAUUUGCGUAUUUUCAGAUGCACCACCAGGCAGUGGAAAGAGCAAAUGGGGACAUAUAUUAACAUUUUUUCUGAAAAUAAGCACAUAGUCCUAUCUUAACAUAAAUUUAUAAACUCGACAACCUUGUCUAGUACAAAUAUAAAUCCUAACACUUACUUGUAAUUGACAGCACUGUGCACUCUGCCCUUCUUUUAUCCCGAGACAGUUGGUGCACAGUGAAUAGGGGAGCAAGGGUAACUUUACCCCACGUCAUUGUGAUUCUCUCAGGAUACCCAAAAUAGAUCAUCAUAAAUAUUCCAAUCCAUAAGUUUUAAGUUCAAAACAAAAGAAUAGAGAAUCUCUCCAUGCUCCUCUUUGGAGUUUAUUUUGUUCCCAGGACAGUUAUACCUUAAUUAACUCAUAUUAAUGAAGCACUUGAAAUCAUUCUUGCCAUUGUCUCUUGAAAAUUAAAUCAUACUAAUGCAAAUGUGCAUUGAAAUGGAUAAAAAUUAGUCAAUUAAGCAUGAAAAACAGCAAAACAAAUACCAGUGAAAUGGUAUUUUUCCCCAAUGGCUGUUGGCAUACUAAAAUAGAAUUCUACAAAUAAAUUUACUUUUGUUGCAUUUUAGUCUCACCUUCCAUGUCUUUGUGCUUAGUAUACUUUUAUUGAAGUUAGGUUAAAGGGAUACAAUUUCUCUAUUGUUGCAGAUUAAAUAUUUUGGAAGAGGAUUCUGCUUAACUGUUUUUAAAAUGAAAGUGGAAGUCAUUAAGAUGCUAAAUCUUGCCACAUUAAAUGUUUCCAGACAAUAAUAAAUUAAUUAAUGCACUGCAUUGGACUAUGACAUAGCAUCAGUUUGAUAUAUUAACUAUGCAAAAGUGAUGAUGAAAUAAUUUGUUCUGUUAAACUUAUUUGGAACUGAUGGGCCAAUGUUCUGCUUUGGGCACUUUGUUUGGAUUAAGCAUUUUCUUUUGCCGAUGGCACUGGCAAAUUAUCUGUGGCAAAUAAUAAAUUGUACAUACUUGGGGUUGGGGACCAGGCAAGAUACCAACAACACUUAAUUGUGCAGUUGAAACCUGUGGUCAGUAAAUUUUUGUUUUUUUUUAAAACACAUUCAACCUUUUAGAUAUGCCUGUGGAAGACAAUAUGCCUAUAUGCCUUUUAGAAAUGCCUAUGGAAGACAAUAUGCAAUGGGACAAAGAACAGUUUGUAGAAGAAGCUUCCUAUGUGUACAAGAGCAAUGUUAUAUCAUCAUCAAAUUGUACUUGUUGGGUCUUUUACCCAGCCACGUUCCCACCUUCACUAAUCUGCUGCUAAAUAUAAUGGCCUAAGGUUAUGCAAAUUACUUUUAGUUUGAACCCUGUCCAAAAUGCAACUUGUUUUUUUUUAAUUAAGAUGUAAAAUACAACAAAAGAAUAUGUUUGUACGUAAAGUCAAAGAUUAGGAUUUGUGUACAAAUAUAGCACUGUAGAUAAUAUGUUGCACUUGAAAUCUCUGCUGUGUGGAGAAGACAGUGAUAAAAAAAAUAAGUUUACUGUAUGCAGGAAAUGAUAAAAUACAAAUGACACUUUUGCUUAUUUACCUGCAUUCUAUAACCUGUUAUACAUUAAAUGUUUAUAAAUAUACGCUGGU
This is a messenger RNA of Hypanus sabinus (Atlantic stingray), 4426 nucleotides long. It is a transcript of the gene hey2, whose product is annotated as hes-related family bHLH transcription factor with YRPW motif 2. The transcript is spliced from 6 exons. The coding region runs from base 1124 to 1987 and encodes 287 amino acids. Gene Ontology annotation, molecular function: protein dimerization activity; RNA polymerase II cis-regulatory region sequence-specific DNA binding; DNA-binding transcription factor activity, RNA polymerase II-specific. The record is from RefSeq and is a predicted model, not a curated record. Gene Ontology annotation, biological process: circulatory system development; regulation of transcription by RNA polymerase II; anterior/posterior pattern specification. NCBI's taxonomy places the organism in Eukaryota, Metazoa, Chordata, Chondrichthyes, Myliobatiformes, Dasyatidae. Gene Ontology annotation, cellular component: nucleus.